This is a messenger RNA of Periophthalmus magnuspinnatus, 3725 nucleotides long. It is a transcript of the gene klhl2, whose product is annotated as kelch-like family member 2. Gene Ontology annotation, molecular function: protein binding. The transcript is spliced from 15 exons. The coding region runs from base 408 to 2228 and encodes 606 amino acids. The record is from RefSeq and is a predicted model, not a curated record. Lineage: Eukaryota; Metazoa; Chordata; Actinopteri; Gobiiformes; Gobiidae.
ACAGAUAGAGGGAGACAGUGCUUUCUUUGGGACGCCUUGGCUGCUCGCGGUGCCGUCUUUGCCGUCAUGUCCUUGUUUGUGCGUUUUAAUCAGCAAUUGGAAAAUAACAGGUAGCGCUGUCCGUCUGUCUCUCGUACUCGUAUUCACCUGGGAGGAUCGGGGGCUAAAACGUGCCGAAUCGCCCCUUUUCUCGCGGCGCCUGGAUUCCCGUGUGCGCCCGAGAAGAAGCGGUGGGCCAGUGUGGAGCAGCCGGGUUGUUCGGAGCGUGUUCGUGCACAGUGUCACCGCCGCUGCUGGCUGCUUUCAUGGGGCUACCGUCCGCCCGUCUCGCCGCCUCUGAAGUCGCGAUCGUGGCAUGGAUUUGCGCUUGAAUUCUGCCCCCCAGUAGCCCUCAUGGUGGAUAUGGAAUGGUGCAUGCAGCUGUACCAAGUUUUCAGCCGCUGAAAAAACCCGGAAUCAUGGACAGUCAUCCGCUGUGCACUAGACUGUGUCCACACUCUCUGAGUGACAAAGAGGAUGGAGUGGAGAGGCAGGGUCCUGUGACGCUAAACCCUCGGCACAUGAGGAAGGCUUUCAAAGUCAUGAAUGAGCUGCGCAGCCAGAGCCUGCUGUGUGAUGUCACCAUAGUAGCAGAGGAUGUGGAGAUAUCUGCUCACAGGGUGGUUCUAGCAGCUGGGAGCUCCUACUUCCAUGCCAUGUUCACAGGGGAAAUGACCGAGAGCCGAGCCAAGAGAGUGAGGAUUAAGGAGAUGGAUGGUUGGACUCUGGGGCUGCUGGUGGACUACAUUUACACAGCAGAGAUCCAGGUCACAGAGGACAAUGUGCAGGCUUUGCUGCCUGCUGCUGGCCUGCUCCAGCUGACUGAGGUGAAAAAGGCUUGUUGUGAGUUCUUGAGCUCCCAGCUUCAUCCGUCCAACUGUCUGGGAAUCCGAGCCUUCGCUGACCUGCACGCCUGCUCCCAGCUGCUAGCCCAAGCCAACAGCUACGCAGAGCAACAUUUUACAGAAGUAGUUGGAAGUGAAGAGUUCCUUAAUUUGGGCAUGGAGCAAGUGUCGAGCCUCAUCGCUAGUGAUAAACUCACUAUCCCAACAGAAGAGAAGGUUUUUGAAGCUGUAAUUGCUUGGGUAAAUCAUGAUAAGGAUGUUCGUCAAGAACACUUGGCUCAUCUGAUGGAACAUGUGCGUUUGCCACUACUUUCCAGAGAGUAUCUGGUGCAACGCGUAGAGGAGGAGUCUCUGAUUAAAAAUAGCAGUGCAUGCAAAGACUACCUGAUUGAGGCUAUGAAGUAUCACCUGCUACCGGCUGAUCAGAGAGCUUUGAUGAAAACUGCACGCACUCGGAUGAGGACUCCAGCCUGCUGUCCCAAGGUGAUGGUCGUAGUUGGAGGACAAGCUCCCAAGGCCAUCAGAAGCGUUGAAUGUUACGACUUUGAGGAACAGAGGUGGUACCAAGUCGCUGAGCUUCCCACAAGGAGAUGCAGAGCAGGUGUUGUAUAUGUGAGCGGCUGUGUAUAUGCAGUCGGUGGAUUCAAUGGCUCUUUGCGAGUUCGGACAGUGGAUUGUUAUGACCCCAUGAUGGACCGUUGGACCAGUGUGAACAGUAUGCAAGAUCGCCGCUCCACACUCGGAGCAGCCGUGAUGAAUGGACUGCUGUAUGCUGUGGGAGGCUUCGAUGGCAGCACAGGUCUGUCCACAGUUGAAGCCUACAAUUCCAAAACAGACGAGUGGUUCCAUGUUCUGCCCAUGAGCACUCGCCGUAGCAGUGUGGGAGUCGGCGUUGUUAAUGGAAUCCUCUAUGCUGUUGGAGGUUAUGACGGUGCAACAAGGCAAUGUCUGAGCACGGUAGAAGCGUACAAUCCAAAAAGUAACACAUGGAGCUACAUCGCUGAGAUGGGCACAAGGCGAAGUGGAGCAGGAGUCGGAGUUUUGAAAGGUUUACUAUAUGCUGUGGGGGGACACGAUGGCCCCUUAGUUCGGAAAAGCUGUGAAGUUUAUGACCCCGCCUCUAACAGCUGGCGGCAGGUCGCGGACAUGAACAUGUGUCGGAGGAAUGCAGGUGUGUGUGCGGUAAACAACCUGCUGUAUGUGGUGGGAGGAGAUGAUGGCAGCUGCAAUUUAGCCUCUGUGGAGUUUUACAAUCCUGGCACAGACAAGUGGACCCUUUUACCCACAUGCAUGAGCACAGGGAGAAGUUAUGCAGGUGUAACCGUGAUAGAUAAACCCUUAUGACUGAUGGGGACUCCUGACACCGACCUGGAGUAGAAUGUAUUCUCAUACUGAAUACUGAUCUUGGAUCUGUCUACAAUGCCAGUGAUUGGAUAUUGGGCAGCACUAGCACAGGCACCAAUGAAGAUGAAGAAUGACAAGAAUGUUGAAGAUUUUUGCACUUACUGAAGAAGAAGAUGGAUCAAAGUGGGUGUUAUACUCGUGUUUUAAUGCCCUUGUGGCAGGACUGCAGUUGUGACUGGCCAAACCAGAUUUUAGCACCACUGUACCACUGUAGUGCCAUGGAAAUGCUACUGAUGUGAAGCUACUAAAACUGCAAAGAUACACUAACAUUCAUGAUGUUACCAUAAACCAGCUCUGACGAAGACCACUGAACUAUUUAAGGAAGAGGAAGGCCAAAGGACCACUUGGGACUGAACUGUUUCUCCUCUGUUCCACCUGAUUUUGUGUGUGCGUGAGUGUGUGCGUGUGUGUGUGUGCGCGGGUGUGUGGGGGUGUGUGUGCGUGUGUGGGGGUGUGCGCGCGCGCGUGUGUGUGCGUGUGUGCUUGUGCAUGUGUGUGUGCGUGCUUGCAUUACAGGUGCUCUUUGCUUGCACAGGUGAGCAUGUGUUAGUGCUCUGUGCUGUGAGUCUGGUGUGGUGGUGACUCCCUGUCUGACAGCGCAUGUCUGACCUCUGACCUUUACAGUGUUGCAGUGUGCCUGUGGAGAGCCUGAAUGUUGCUUCCUUUUCCUGCUCUUGAACCUUGCUAUGCCUCAGUACUGUUAUGGGACCGAGUAUCGCUCCAGACAGCCUUUGUUUUGUCAUGAAGAAAUACUUUAAAGGAUGGAGGUUGGUGCUGGUUGAGUUGGCCUGCAUGAUUUUAGAACUGUCAAAUGAAAAGCAAGAAGAUGCUUAUUAUAUUGUAUAUUUAUUUAUAAAGGACUGUAACAGGAAUAUUGAUUGUUCUGGUUAAAGAUCAUUACUUCCUGUUGCCAAAAGCAUUGACUGAGAGGGAGAGGUAUGUUGAGGUGAGCAGCCAUUUGGAUCAGCACCAUGUGGUCAAACAACAGCGUGCUGUGCCAUUCAUGACAAUAGACGCCUGAACUUGAUGCAUGUCCCUAACUCUCCUGUCUUCUCUGACAGUACCCUGUCCUUGGUGUAGCAACUGUAUAACCGCACACUGACGUACUAUGAAUGUGCCAAUUUUCUAGCUGUCUCCUCAUUUUGGCCAUCUUAUAUUUACAUAACAAAUGUGUUUUCUCUUUCUGCAAAGUGACCAAACCUACUGUUAGCAUUUACUCCUGUAUCUUUCUUACUUUUCUUGCUAUAUUGAAAUUGCUAUAGUAACUGGUAUCGCUGUUCUUGUCAGUGUAUUUAGGAAUGUCAUGUAAGCUAAUGACUAUGAAUCAUUUCAUUACUUGUUUUAUAAUAUUAUUAAUAAAUAUGCUUCUUGUAUUUAAAGCUGUGAAAUGAUAAAUGCUGUUUUUAAACUUUGCCAAAUCAGUAAAAUAAUGAAAAG